AUGAAUCACGCUUUGAGGCGCGCAACGCUUGGAUUAUCUCCAGCUCUACGAGCCACGCGAUCACACUCACAAGCAUUCGCUCAGCACCAAUUACCAGCACUGUACCGAUGCGAAGCUACCCAAACACCGUUCCGACGCGCUUUCACAACUUCAAGAUGCUUCAAGCAAGAAGCGGCUGCUGAGGCUAAAGAUGAGGAUGCUGCCAAAGCUGAGGAAUUGAGUGAAAAGGCGCGCAAGAGGGAAAUGAAAAAGGUCACAACAGGCUCAAGUGCUCAAUCAUUAGAGAAUGAUCGGCCAUGGCACAGAGUAGAUUCACAGGAACCGGACGCGAAGGAUCCCGACAUUCCCGACAAGGCGGACAUGAAAAAGGGACGUCUCUUGACAACCCCAACACGGCUACUGAAGCUCAUCCUCCCGAUGCCGUUUCAUCCCCAGCAGGAACACGUCAACAGACCGGUACAACAAGAUGUCGAAGACAAGGGCGAAACAGUUGAGCCAUUAGCUCUGCUUAUUCACCCCCACCAGCCACUAUCCUACCUCGAGCGAUUGAUUCAGGCCGAGAUCCCUCCUGUCCAGUACAAAGGCCGCGAGAAGCUGCCUGAUAUCGUCUUCCGAGCCGAAGCAGACCAAGAAGAACCGCACGGAAAGAAGGAAGAUGAGAAAAAGAAGAACAACAAUGGAGCUAAUGUCGCUUCCUACUCUGGGCUUGGCCACGAGGGACCUUCCCGUAAAGAGGCAAACUGGGUGCGCUGGAGCGGCAGUACUGAGAUUGGAGACUUUAUCCGAGAUGCUGCUCGUGGAAGAGAGUUUGCGAUUGACGUUGAGGGCUUCGAACAUGAACUCCGAGUCGCCGUGCCUAGUUUUAGAGACCGUACUUACUACAUGCGCAUGAGUUUAAGGCGCACGUCACGCGACAUCGAAUCCAUGUCAAAGUUGAAGAACGAAUGCGAUGCGCUCGCCCACAAGGGAGCUCACCGAUUGGCACAGGGAGGUUUUGCAGCUUUAGCCAGCUGGUGGGGAGUUGUCUACUAUGUCACAUUCCACACUCAAGCAGGAUGGGAUUUGGUCGAGCCAGUCACAUAUCUCGCUGGUCUGACCACUGUCAUGGGUGCCUACCUCUGGUUCCUCUACAUCAGCCGCGAUCUGAGCUACAAGGCUGCCAUGAAGGUGACAGUGUCAAAGCGACAAGCUGCUCUGUACCAGGAGCGCGGUUUCGACCAGGGCAGAUGGGACCAACUGGUGCGCGAUGCCAACGACCUGCGAAGGGAUAUCAAGAUCGUUGCCAGCGAGUACGAUGUUGAAUGGGAUGAGAAAAAGGACCUGGGAGGCGAAGAGGUGAAGAAGGUUCUCGAGGAAGAGCAAAAGGGACGCGACGGUACCAAGAUGACUCAGGACAAAGAUGACGACGGGGAGGAUUCCAAGUCUGAGAAGAUCAAGAAGAAGCAGUAA
This is a messenger RNA of Fusarium sp. VM40, 1449 nucleotides long. The record is from the annotation of a GenBank genome assembly. Lineage: Eukaryota; Fungi; Ascomycota; Sordariomycetes; Hypocreales; Nectriaceae.